Molecule: messenger RNA, 1605 nt
Organism: Trematosphaeria pertusa
Lineage: Eukaryota; Fungi; Ascomycota; Dothideomycetes; Pleosporales; Trematosphaeriaceae
Product: sugar transporter
Exons: 5
Coding region: 1-1605 (534 amino acids)
Biological process (GO): carbohydrate transport; transmembrane transport
Cellular component (GO): membrane
Molecular function (GO): carbohydrate:proton symporter activity
Source: RefSeq, a predicted model, not a curated record
AUGACGGAGGAUGGCAGGAAGAUCGUCGAGGAAAGCGAGGUGGAGGGCGUGAACGCGUCGCUCGCAGCUAUCAUGGCGAAACAUAAGCCCAAUCCUUGGGGAAAGGGCCACCUUCAGCUGUACGCUCUGGCUACCAUUUGUUUCCUGAAUUCAACAAUGAGUGGCUUCGACAGCUCCCUCAUGGGCAGCAUCAACGUGCUCCCGAACUACACGCGCUAUUACGGACUCCCUAGCACUGGCACUGCAUCCACUGGCAUUGUCUUCGCGAUCUUUUCGAUAGGGCAGAUGUGCGCGGCACUUUUCGUGUGGGUCGCAGAUUGGCUGGGUCGUAGAUACCUAAUCUUCAUCGGAGCGGCCGGGGUUUCAAUCGGAACUAUCGUCACUGCGACGGCGAAGACGCUGCCAACGUUUAUCGGGGGCAGAUUUCUGCUGAGUUUCUUUGCGCAGUUGGCGUGCUCGGCGAGCCCGUUGUAUCUUGUGGAGGUUGCGCCGCCGCAGUAUCGGGGUACAUUGGCCGGCUUGUAUAACACGUUCUACUACUUCGGCUCUAUCCUCGCCACCUCAUCCGUCUACGGCGCUCACAAACACCUCUCCGACACUAACCUCGACUGGCGACUGCCGCUCUGGCUGCAGAUGGUCUGUCCAAGCCUCGUAGCCUGUGUGAUUCUAUUCUUCCCAGAGUCACCUAGAUGGCUCAUUGGGAAGGACCGGCAUGAAGAAGCUCGCGAGUUUCUCGUGAAGCAUCACGCGAACGGCGACCCGGACCAUCCACUCGUAGCGCUUGAGAUGGCGGAGAUGAUCGACUCGUUGAGACGUGAGCCAGUGACCAACUGGCGGAACUUCUUUGACUUAACCGUUCUAUUCAAGACGAGGGCAAGGCGGUAUAGGACGAUGCUAAAUAUGACCUUCGCGUGGUUCGGCCAAUUUUCCGGCAACAACGUCAUCUCAUACUACCUUCCCUACCUACUAGCCAAUGUCGGUAUCACAUCCGCGGAUACCAAGCUCCUCCUCAACAUCAUGUACGCCCUCGAAGGCUACAUCUUUGCCACAGCCGGCGCCCGCUUGCACGAUGUCUUCGGAAGGCGCAAAAUGCUUCUCGGUGCCACGGCAGGCUUGAUCAUCGCUCUGGCCCUCACUGCUGGAACUGCAGCGGGGUACGUGCACACGGGGAGUCACGCUGCCUCGUCUGCUUCCAUCGCAUUCAUCUUCGUGUUCGGCGCCAUCUUUGCUUUCGCGUAUACGUCAAUGCAGCCGAUCUAUCCAGCGGAGGUCAUGUCCAAUGAUAUGCGCGCGAAGGGCAUGGGGACGUACAAGAUAACCGGUGGAUGUGCUGGAUUUGUUAACACCUUCGCUGCACCCAUCGCACUCACUAACAUUGGCUACUGGUUCUACGUCUUCUUCGUCUUCUGGGACUGCUUCGAGUUUACCUUCAUGUAUUUCUUCUUCGUGGAGACAAAGGGUCUCACUCUCGAAGAGAUGGAUGAGAUCUUUGAGUCAAAGAACCCAAGGAAGGCGAGUAUCCAGAAGAAGAAAGUUAAGGUGAGGACGGUGUUGGGCCAGGAUGGGAAGGUUGAAGAUCAGAUUGUGGGAAGGGUGGACGUUUAA